Oryza sativa Japonica Group (Japanese rice) is the source of this 1322-nucleotide messenger RNA. Its product is annotated as L-aminoadipate-semialdehyde dehydrogenase-phosphopantetheinyl transferase. NCBI's taxonomy places the organism in Eukaryota, Viridiplantae, Streptophyta, Magnoliopsida, Poales, Poaceae. Gene Ontology annotation, cellular component: cytosol. The record is from RefSeq and is a predicted model, not a curated record. Gene Ontology annotation, molecular function: holo-[acyl-carrier-protein] synthase activity; magnesium ion binding.
UAGUUUAGCUUCAAAAGUUUACAGGCCUCGUGAGAAAGGCCCAUCCUAACAUCCCCUCUCUGUUGUCAUCGUCUUCCUUUCCUUUCCUUUCCUUUCCUUGGCGGCCGGCCAUGGCCUAUGGCUUUCUCUGCCGUAACUCGAGUUGUUGAUGGUGGAGGAAGAAGAGAAGCAGAGCAGCGUGGGGAGGUGGCGGUGUAGGUGGCUCGUCGACGUCGGCCGGUGGCGCCCCUCCCCCGCUGAGUUCCAAGCCGCCGCCGCCCUCCUCCCGCCGCACGACCGCCCCGCCAUCCACAGGUUCGUCAGAGAAGAUGACAGGAAACGGGCGCUCGUCAGUCGCCUUCUCCAAUACUCGCUCGUGCACCAUGCUCUUGGAAUCCCAUUCCACCAAAUUCGCAUCAACCGCACGCUUGAAGGGAAGCCCUACCUGCAGAAUAAAAAUGCCAACUUUCCUGGCUUCAACUUCAACACGUCGCAUCAGGGGGAGUACGUUGGCAUAGCAUCUGAGCCUCUCUGCCUCGUUGGCCUGGACAUUGUGUGCAUCUCCAAGCCUCAACGAGAAACUGCCCUGGAGUUCAUCAACAAUUUCACUUCCUAUCUCACUGAUCAUGAGUGGAACUGCAUUGUUACUGCAGGCAGCCAUGAUGGUAUGCUAACUGAGUUCUACAGGUAUUGGUGUCUUAAAGAAGCAUUUGUCAAAGCUACAGGUGCUGGCGUUGGAUUUGGGUUGCAACGUUUGGAAUUCCACCAUAUGAAUUGGACUAAUAUUUCUCUCCGUAUUGAUGGAGAAGAGGAUAGGAAAUGGAGGUUUUGGCUUUUCAAGAUUGAUGAAAAGCAUUUGGCAUCCAUUGCGAAAGGGCAUCCAGAGGAUGCUAUUGACAGCUUCAGGAGAACAUUAUCUGAUGUGGUUAUUCAGGAGGGAGAAUUGCAUACGGCAAUAGAAAUUCCAGAAGAAGCUUUCACUCUAUUGACAGUGGAACAACUUAUACAGUUACAUGAUUAAAUGGUCUUCUUGAAUUUUGCGGUGACAUAUUAAUGCAGGACUAAAAUCAACAAAUUGUGAGUGUAUCCUGAAAGUUAAAAUAUAUACAUAGCACACCAAAAUUAGGAAAAGUAUCCUUGUAUUUGCUCUCGGUGCUUCUGCAGAAAUGAGAGCUUAGGGGUUAGGGCCUGUUUUUUUUUUUCAUAACAGAGAAGACACUUGAUAUUGUAAGCUUUGACUAGUUUGGUAGUGUUUGCAAAGGCCCAUUUUUUUAGGCAAUUGUAAAGGCAGAUUGAUGAUUGUUCACUGGAAAAAUCUAAUCAAAAAAACUAUUAGCAGCCAA